This is a messenger RNA of Saprolegnia diclina VS20, 2863 nucleotides long. RefSeq lists its product as hypothetical. Gene Ontology annotation, cellular component: nuclear replication fork. Lineage: Eukaryota; Oomycota; Saprolegniomycetes; Saprolegniales; Saprolegniaceae. Gene Ontology annotation, biological process: mitotic cell cycle; DNA-templated DNA replication; DNA repair. The coding region runs from base 19 to 2748 and encodes 909 amino acids. The record is from RefSeq and is a predicted model, not a curated record. The transcript is spliced from 2 exons. Gene Ontology annotation, molecular function: protein binding; chromatin binding.
AGCAGCCGCAGCAGCAGCAUGCGCGUCCGGAGCAUCUUGACGAUCUCGAUGCAUGCGUCCGGCGUCGGGGACCUCGGCGUGCUCCCGGGCUCGAUCGCCGUCACCUGCGGCGAGGAUGGCUACGUCCGCUUCACGGACCUCACGACGCUCAAGGAGCUCAAGGCCAUGAUCCUCGACUCGGACGAUGGCACGAUCCCGUCGGUCGCGGUGAGCGGCAGCGAUAUGUUUGUCGCCACGUCCGACAACUACGUGCUCAACCGGUACAGCGUCAGCGCUGGCGCCAAGCCCAAGUUUGAAGGCUGCUUCCUCCGCUGCACCGAGGACAUCAAGCACGUCGACUGCUCUACAAGCUACGUCGGCGUCGUGAGCGAGGACACGCAGAGCCGGAUCGUGUCCCGCGCCAACAUGGAGCGCCUCCUCCUCCUCGACGGGCACAAGGAAGUCGCGAAAAGCAUUGCGAUGGACCCGAUGGAGACGUAUGUGGCGACGUCGGGCGCCGACAGCACGGUGCAGAUCUUUGACAUUGCGCACAUUGACGACGACACGGUCGAGGUUUCUGCGCUCAAGAGCCUUCCGCUCCAGUACCAGAAUGGCAUGAAGGACGACGACGUGCUCUGCCGCAUCGCCUGGGCGCCAAUCGACGGGCGCCUUCUCGCCGUGCCGCUGCGCACCAACACGCUCGGCCUCUACGCACGCGACUCGUGGGCACUGGUCCACAAGCUUGUGUUUCCGAGCACCGAUGGGAUCGUGGCCGCCGACAUCAACGUCGUGGGCUUCUCGCCCAACGGCCGCUACGUCGCCGCCGCCUCGAUGGCCCGCCAGGUAUUUGUCUGGUCGGUGGCGACGCAGGAGUGCAUUGCCGUCUACGAAGUCGAGGACGCGGUCAUGGCCCUCUCGUGGCUGGCCGAUGCCAACGGGAUCGCACUCCUCUUGGCUUCUGGCAACGUCGGGUACGCCGAGAACGUUGCGCCCGACGCAUGCGAUACCGCAGCUGCCCCUUCUCUGGCUCUGACGACCGUACCUACUGUCGUGGUGCCCGAGGUGCCUGCGCCCAUCGUGCCGCCUGCACCCACGGUGCUGCCAACGCUCGAGAGCGCUUCCGAAGACGAAGACCCAGACAUGCAGGUGAACGCGAUCAAAGCGAGCUUUGGCUUUGGCCAAGACAUGACCAUUCUGCCGGCGGUCGCGGCGCCCCUCGAGUCGUCGGCGCCGCCAUCGCCACGUGGCGCUUUGCCGUCGCACGUCUCGCCCUUGGUGUUCGCCAAGCCGUUGGCGCCGCCAUUUCAAAGCGGUAGCAUUCUCAGCGGGCCCGUGACGCUCCUCGCGUGGUCGCCGCUCGGCGAGAUCGAGCGACUGCCCUCGACCGACGACCACUUGAUUCAAGUGAGUUUUGCCGACAAGAACCGUCGCGGGUUUAGGUUUACCGACUCGUACGGCUUUCUCCUGGCGGCCUUUGAUACCCACGGCGCGUUCUUUGCGUCGCCAAAGACCGACGACGACCACAGCGUCCUCUUCUACCGCCGCUUCGAGUCGUGGGCCGCCAACGCCUCGUGGCACGCGCAGCUCCCGCUCGACGAAGACGCGCUCUGCGUCGCGACCGCCGACCACUUUUGCGCGGUCGCCACGUCGCUCAACAUCUUGCGGCUGUACACGACGGCCGGCAUUCCGUACGGGUCCUUCUCCCUCCGCGCCCGCGUGCUCACGAUGGCGGCGUCCGGCCCGUACUUGGCCGUCGUCACCCAGGUGGCCCGCGAAGCCUGCCUCCAUGUCGAUGUGUACAAGCUCCCGUUUCAACGGCAUGCGCCCCGCGUCGCCGUCGUCGCCUCAAGCCCGCUCCCGCUCUCGCCGCAAACCGACCUGCGCUGGCUUGGCUUUAACGACGCCCACAUGCUCUUUGCGGUCGACAGCCUCGGCGUGCUGCACGUGCUUAGCCACGGCAUGGGCGACCAGUGGACGCCGCUCGGGUCGCCGGGCCCGCACGUCUUUGCGCUCGGGUUCCUCCGCGAUACGCUGCUGUACAUUCCGCUACCCGAAGACAUGGAGGCGCCCCGCCUCGCACGCAAGAACCGGCCAGUGCCAUCGACCUUCGUGCUGGGCAGUGUGCCCGAGCGCCUCGACAAGACCAUGAGGCUAUACCCGUACCACAAGGUCGAACACCUGGCUUGGCUUGGCAGUCCCGACCUCGUGACGGAGCAAGCGUCGAUGGACAAGCAGCUCCUCGUGAUGGUCAAGGACGCGUGUGCGAGUGACAUGCCGGCGCGGGCCCUCGAUCUCGCUAAGUGCUUCAUGCUCGAGAAGAGCCAUACGAUCGCGCAGACGAUCGCGACGCACUUUGGCAUGCGGCAGCUUGGCGCGCAGCUGGAGGCGCUCUACGAAGCCUUUGUCGAGGCGCCGCGUCUCGAGACGGAGACGCAUACGUAUUCGAUGCCGAGCUAUGCGCGGCCGACGUCGCCACCCCGGCGACAGCGCAACUUUAUGCCACCGCUCAAGCAACUCGUGACCGACCAAGCCGACGAGCCGCAGCGCAAUGAAGACGAGCAAGUGGACGACGUCUCGGCAGACGAGCGACGCGCUACGUUGCAGGAGGCGCCGCACACGCCACCGCGCGCGCCAGCACCGAUGCGCACGAACCCGUUCUUCAAGGGCAGCCAGGACGGGAAGCGGAAGGCGGCGCCAGGGUCCCUCGAUACACUCAAGUCGCCACCGCCCAAGAAGAAGGCGAUCGGGUCGCUCUUUGCGCGCAAGUAGUCGACGACGCUCAUCUCUCUUCUCGCUUCCUUGUACGAAGCUAAUAAUGCUUGCUCUACCCCGUCUGCGGAGCAUGCAGGACAAAGAAGAUGUGCGGAGGAACGUCCAUGAGAGU